AUGUCAUCAUCAACUCACCCCUCUAUCCAAACUUUAGAACUGGGUGAACAAUGGUUCUUUGAAAAGGAUCCAGCAACAUUCCCUGGUCAAAUAUUUGGUUUACAAGUUGCUCGAGUCCUCCAUCAUACAAAGUCUCCUUUCCAAGAUAUUUUAGUGUUUGAGUCUACUGAUUAUGGUAAUGUCCUUGUACUUAAUGGUAUCAUUCAAUGUACCGAAAGAGAUGAAUUUGCGUAUCAAGAAUUAAUUUCUCAUACUCCCUUAAUGGCUCAUUCUAAUCCCAAAAAUGUUUUGAUCAUUGGUGGCGGUGAUUGUGGAGUUGCUAGAGAAGUUGGUAAACAUAUUGAAACUCUUGAAUCUGUUACAAUGGUUGAAAUUGAUGCACUGGUUAUUGAAUUAGCCAAAAAAUAUUUCCCUAAUAUGACUACAUUUGUUGAACAUCCUAAAUUUGAUUUAAUUAUUGAUGAUGGUUUCAAAUUUUUAAAGGAAACCACAAAGAAAUAUGAUGUUAUUAUUACAGAUUCCUCUGAUCCUGAAGGUCCUGCUGUUGAAUUCUUUCGUGAAGGAUAUUUUAAUUUAUUAUCAAAUGCAUUAGCAGAUGAUGGAAUUGUAAUUAUGCAAUCUUCAGAAAAUAUAUGGUUAAAUUUACCUUAUAUUAAAUCAUUAAAUGUUACUGCUAAGAAGGUCUUUCCAAAUGUUCUGUUUUCUCAAUGUUACAUGCCUUCUUAUACGGGUGGUCAGUUGGGUUUAUUGAUAGCUUCAAAGAAUGCAAAGUUAGAUUUGAAACGUCCUCAAAGAAUAUUCGACUCCGAAACGGAAAUGAAACUUUUCAAAUAUUAUAGCAGUGAAAUCCAUGAAGCUUCAUUUGUUUUACCAACUUGGGCUAAAAAUGUUUUAAGCUAA
Molecule: messenger RNA, 900 nt
Organism: Lizanozyma spartinae
Lineage: Eukaryota; Fungi; Ascomycota; Pichiomycetes; Serinales; Debaryomycetaceae
Product: spermine synthase
Exons: 1
Coding region: 1-900 (299 amino acids)
Biological process (GO): spermidine biosynthetic process
Cellular component (GO): cytosol
Molecular function (GO): spermidine synthase activity
Source: RefSeq, a predicted model, not a curated record